AGGCAGGAGGCUUGAGUCAGUCAGGCUCUAGGCACCAAAGGAGGAGGAACGAUAUCGCUGCUCGCACUCCCGCACCACCACCUCCUCUGCGCCUCCUCACCUCAUCUCGCCUCGCCUCACUCUCGCGCCCGUGUGAACCGGAGGCACUUAAGCCGCGCCCGUGUGAACCGGAGAUACUUAGACAAUGUUGAAGAGAGAAAAAGAACAAAGGCAGUAAGGUUUCGAAGACAGCUAUAGUAAAAGUAGUAGCUCGUGUGUCCAGCAAUGAGUGAAGACUUGCGUGUUGGGAGACUGUGACGGUUGUAAGUUAUAGGGAAGAGGUACUGGAUGUCAACGAAGGGUGCUACUGUGGAGGAAAGACUUUCAUUUGAUGGCUGAAUAAAGAUUUUUUUUUCUUUUCUUGGAGAAGAAAGAAAAAUGAGGUAUUGAAAUCUGGCAAGCAUUACAACAAGAACAGCAGCAACAAGGACAGUAACAACGACUAAAGGUGCUGUAAUAAAGUCAAUAUCAUCAGCAAACUUGACUUACAUGUUUCACUGAAGUGACUUGAACUACGUGGCUGAGAUAGGUACAUUGCCUUUUUGUGAGAAAAGAAAGAGAGAGAAAACAAACAAACAAACAAACAAACUCAAUGGUAAUACCGUAGAAUAUUCACGUGUGUGUGUGAAAAAAAAAGAAAUAUAUCGAUACCAAACUUUUCCUUACACUAAAAACUCGAAAGAUAAAAACGAACACAAGAUCAUAAAGCCACAGACAACCAGUAAGAACAUAAAACCACAAGGAAAACUAAUAAGAACCUAAAAAAGACAAACAUAUAACAAACCUUACCUAUCUCACAUCUAACUAGCACCCAUGUCCACCUCCCGUCCCUGCCCGUAAAGAGAGUAUAAAGCCGGCCGGUGCCCCACGAAAGCCUCGCAGAAAUGAUCGCUACACACUCCCUGGUCACUGAGUUAUGAAUGUGUGCGGUGCGGCGACACAUCAGCCAGACUAGGGGAGUGUCCCUCUCCACCACACACCUGUCUCCCUUGUGCUUCAUGCUCCUCCUCGUCCACCUCCUCUCCCUCGUGGUGCCCGUGUGCCUGGAGGAGAGGGAGGGCGAGGAGGGAAGCGGCGCCGAGGAGCAGCCACACUUCCUGCAUGACCAGCUCACCCUCAACGUGUCCGUCCAGCUGGGCUCCACCGCACAUCUGCACUGCCGCCUGGCUGGCAUCACCGAGCAGUCUGUGUCGUGGUAUCGCAAGACAGGUGACGAGAUUCAACUCAUCACCUUCGAUUUCCAGACUUAUCACAAUGACGACAGGUUCGCCCUCAACUUCGAGCAGCCCAACGACUGGCGCCUGAGGAUCCGUUUCGUGCAGCGGCGUGACGAGGGCAGCUACCAGUGCCAGGUAUCCACGCACCCGCCCCUCAUCCGCACCAUCCACCUGCAGGUCGUAGAGGCGUCCAUUCAGAUCCUGGACGAGCGCGGCGUGGAGCUGCGGGAGAAGUUUUACCGGGAAGGGUCGACGAUCGAGCUGCAGUGUCUGGUGGCUGACGUGCCCACCGCCACGGCCCUGCAGCUCGCCUGGUACCACCACCAGCACAGACUCAACUACGACGACCCCCGCGGCGGCGUCAGCCUCAAGACGGAGCUGCGUGGGUCAGUGGCUCGCUCUUGGCUGCGCGUGACCCAGGCAGGGCGUCGGGACUCCGGCAUCUACUACUGCAACGUGACCAACCUCGCCGCCGCCAGUGUGACCAUCCACGUGGUGCCCGACGAGUACCCGGCGGCCAUCCAGCGCGCAGCGAGUGUCUCAGCGAGCAGCGUCACCGUGCUGGCCGCAGUGCUGGCCUCGCUUACCGCUGCACUGCUCGCCGCCGCCCCGCCGCCUCACAGAUAGCAGCUCGGGACGCCAAACAGAGCGCGUCCCACAGCCUAGGCGAACACGGGCACGCCAGCCACCCAGCAUGACCAGUGAAGAAGGAGGAGGGUCGCUGCCCCCCACCACCCUCCACCACCUUGCCCCGCCCUUGCUGUCUGAUCAUUGAUGUGCACCCCAGCAAUACCUGUACCACCGCCUUCCCUCCCCUCCCCACAGAUCCCCUCCCCACCCCGUCCGUCCCCUCGCUGCCCCUCCCAAGCACCCAGGCCACUGCUGUGUAGAUGUAUUCGCUGUGGACUUUUCUGUGUGAUGUUUCCUUAGUUUGUUUCCACUGGUUUCCUGUGUGUUGAUUGUACUGAUCAAUAAAGUACUACUGUAUUAUUCCCCA
Messenger RNA from Portunus trituberculatus (swimming crab), 2253 nucleotides. RefSeq names its product zwei Ig domain protein zig-8-like. Gene Ontology annotation, cellular component: neuron projection membrane. Gene Ontology annotation, biological process: synapse organization. NCBI's taxonomy places the organism in Eukaryota, Metazoa, Arthropoda, Malacostraca, Decapoda, Portunidae. The record is from RefSeq and is a predicted model, not a curated record. Bases 960 to 1883 code for a protein of 307 amino acids. The transcript has 7 exons.